AUGGUGCUGCUGGUGGCAUUGACCACGUGCGUCGUUCGAGGCGACGAUGGAUUCUUGACAGAGCCGCCAGAUUACAUCAAGGAGUGUAGGAUAGCCGAGAAGGACUUUGUGAACUGCUCCACCCACAGCAUUCAGCAACUGUUCGAUAAGCUCAACGACGGCAUUCCCGGACUGACCAGCAUCAAGAGCUUCGACCCCUUCUAUCUCAACCGCAUCCGAAUCACCCAGGGCAACAGCAACGCGAUCAACCUCAAGGUGGAGCUGGCCAACGUGAAGAUCAUCGGGUUUGGGCACACGAACGUCCUGGAGAGUCAGGUCUUCAAGAAGGACUACAGUUGGAAGACCACGUUCACGCUGCCCGAGAUGAAGCUGCAGGCCGACUACAGCCUGUUCGGGCGCAUCCUGCUCAUCCCCCUGAACGGGAAGGGGCAGGUGUUCCUGGACGCGGAGAACAUGACGGUGACCAUGCACACGAAGACGCGGCUCUACUCCAAGGGCGGGUUUACCUUCUACAACGUGACCGGCCUGCACGUGGACUUCAAGAUGGACGGUCUGAAGUCCUACUUCUCCAACCUGUUUAACGGCAAUAAGCAACUCGAGGACAGCACCAACAAGUUCUUCAAUGACAACUGGCGCAUGCUGGCGGAUGCACUGUACUCGGUCAUCACCCAGACCAUCGAGGACAUUCUCCUGGACGUGCUGAAGAAGAUAUUCCACUUCAUUCCAGCCAACUUCUUCGUGAGCGACAUCCCGACGCCGGAGCAGCUGUACGGGCGGGCCAAGCCAAGGCCAAAGUGA
This is a messenger RNA of Drosophila ficusphila, 798 nucleotides long. It is a transcript of the gene Jhbp6, whose product is annotated as circadian clock-controlled protein daywake. NCBI's taxonomy places the organism in Eukaryota, Metazoa, Arthropoda, Insecta, Diptera, Drosophilidae. The transcript is spliced from 5 exons. Bases 1 to 798 code for a protein of 265 amino acids. The record is from RefSeq and is a predicted model, not a curated record.